AGACAACUCAUGUCUUACAUAUAACCACACAGCGAGGCGCCCUGUGAUUGGUGGAUAAAGAAAAGGGGGCGUGGAUAUAAUCACGUGUAUGUGCUCAAGCUGGAGCAGCUAAUUUCACCUGCGCAGACUGACCAGAGCAAAACACACUGACCCAGUUACAGAAGGGCAGCAGCAGAAAUCUCCCUCUGGAACAUCCUCUGAAGUGGAGAUGAAGCAGAACCACCCAGUUCCAGCUUUUCUCAGCAAACUCUGGACACUUGUUGAUGAUUACUGCACGAAUGACCUGGUCAGCUGGAGCGAGGAUGGCUGCAGUUUCCUGGUGCUGGAUGAGCAGCGCUUCAGUAAAGAGCUCCUGCCGCUUUACUACAAACACAGCAACAUGACCAGCUUCAUACGCCAGCUCAACAUGUACGGCUUCCACAAGGUGGUGCCGGUGGACUCAGGCCUGCUGAAGGACGACAGCCGGGGCGACUUUGUGGAGUUUCAGCACGAACAUUUCUGUAGAGAUCAGCCACACCUGCUCAGCCUCAUCCGCAGGAAGGUGUCAGUAAGCCGUGGACUGGACGACAGCGGGCAGAUCUCGCAGGUUCUGGUCGAGAUCAGUCACAUCCGAGGCUGGCAGGACUCGUUUGACUUUAAGCUGAUGGCUCUGUGCAGGGAUAACGAGAGUUUAUGGCGAGAAGUGAACUCCCUCCAGCAGAAACACCAGGAGCAGCACAAAAUCAUCCGCAAGAUAAUGCAGUUCAUCAUCAACACGGUCCAGUCGAAUGGGAUUAAAGGCCUGAAGAGGAAACUUCCGAUGAUUGACAGCUCUGAGGUGACCCACUCAGCUCCAAAGUACAGCAGAUCAUCCGAUUCGACUGUGGAUUCAAACCUGAGCUCAACCUCAGUUCAGGGUGCUCCCUCUCUGGAGGAAAUACCUGCUACUCGAUUUGUGUCGUCUCGGCGUUUAGAGAUUGUUAACCUCAGUCUGGGUUUGUUACGGCAGCUGGAGUCGCUGUCUGCUGACGUUUAUUCCAACGGCAUGAUCGUCUCUGACAUCACACACCUGCUGGAGCCCCUAACUGAGCAGGACAGUGGCCCAGCAGCAGAGAGCGCCCCCUGCUGUUCGUCCGCUCCUCUCUCCCCAGCCCUCUCCUCUGUAGAUCUGGUUCUGUCUCUGCUGGAUGAUCCUGCAGCUCCAGAGACAGAAGAGCAGCUUCCAGAGAGGAGUGAGUUGGCGGAUCCAUUAUCUCUGAUUGAUUCGAGUCUGGCUGCCAUUCAGGAAUCUUCGCUGCCCCCCAGCCUGGACAUCCUCUCUGAGCUCUUCAGACCGACCAGCUGCAGCUCGGAAGCUCUCACGCUGAAGAGGAAACGAGACGCAAAGAGGGGAGCGAACACUCUCACACACACUUACACAGUUGCGGCUGUGAGGCCUCAGCAGCUGCAGGAAGUGAGUUUCGGAGGAGGAGAUGUGGAGGAAGCUGAGUUUUUACCCUCGCUGCUUCAGCUGGCUGAGGAAGCGUCCGUCCCUCUACACACAGACGCACUCGUGGUGUGAAACCACACAAUAACACACACAUACACACACACACACACACACACACACACACACACACACACACACACUCUGCAGGCUGAUGCUGGAGGUCUGAGAUCAGCGAUCCUCUCCACACGGUUAUUAACACAGACACUACAGACUCCUGAACACUGUCAGCACUUAACUUCAUUCAGACCUGAGUGUUCACUGCAGAGAUUCCAAGCAUGAUAGGUAUGUACAGUGCAGGGUACGUGGAAUCUGGAUUAUGUCCACCGGAUUAUGUAAUCUGGAUUAUGUUAUUUGGAUUACGUAAUUGGGAUCAUGUUAUCUGGAUAUUUUCUGUAUUGUUAUCUGGAUUAUGUGAUCUGGAUUAUGUCAACCAGAUUAUGUAAUCUGGAUCAUAUUAUCUGGAUUGGGGCAGUCGUGGGCCGGAAGGUCACCGGUUCGAUCCCCUGAGCCAAUAGUACGUGACUGAAGUGCCCUUGAGCAAGACACCUAACCCCCAACUGCUCCCUGGGCACCGUGGAUAGGGCUGCCCACCGCUCCGGGCAAGUGGGCUCACUGCCCCUAGUGUGUGUGUUCACUAGUGUGUAUGUGGUGUUUCACUGCACAGAUGGGUUAAAUGUGGAGGUGAAAUUUCCCCAUUGUGGGACUAAUAAGGGUCACUUAAUCUUAAUCUUGUUAUCUGGUUUAUGUUCUCUGGAUCAGGUUAUCUGGAUUAUGUUACCUGGAUUAUGUAAUCUGGAUCAUUUUAUCUGGAUUAUGCUGUCCAGAUUUUGCAGACUGCAUUAGUUAAUCUGAUUAUAAAAAUCAAGCAUUUGUAAUUAGAGUAGGACACUAAUUUGAUACACAAUCAGGUUACAGUAAAGAGUUUGUUACUGAUAAUAUUUGUUAUCCUUACCAGAUUAUAUUUCUCAAAUAUCUCAAAUUCCCAGCACUGUGCAUGUAAUCCAGCACCUGUCAGCUUUACUCACCUGUCAAGGUUUAAUCCAGAGAGCUAAAACUGAAUGUAUAUUCAUGUAUAUGUGUAUCUAUACAUUAGCGAAAGUAAAGGUUUAUUUUUGGUAUGCUUUACUUAUGAAGCACUUUUAUAAAAACACAGCAUUAUUAAUAAAAAUAAUAAUAAAUACCAGGCUGUAUAAAUCAUGCAUGCUUAAUAGCUUUAUUUAGCUCAUUUGCUAAGUGCUGCUCUCUUUAAAGGAAAGUGCUAAGGUUGCUAACAGUGGAUGUAAACAGUAAUAGCUCUAGUUAGCAUGUUGUUUUCAUAAUGCUAAUUACUGAUUGUUUUGAUGUACUGUCAGUGAUUUACUGUUAGCGUUAUUGAGUGAAAUAUUCCUUUAAAGCAAGAAUCUAUAAUCUAGACGUAUUAUCGUUACAGUGGUGCAGUGUGCAUGUUACACACUGUACUGACAGUGUUCAGUGAGAAAAGCAUGUUUAAGUCAUAUUUACUGGAACGGGGGUUGUGCGUGUAACGGGAUCUGCAGAUGUUUGGAGCAUUAAACUUUGGCCUUCAGAUGGACUUCAGCUUGUUUUUCUCCACUGAUUGUGUUUUGUACAAAUACAUGGAGCAUUAAACUUUGGCCUUCAGGUGGAUUUUAGCUUUUUAUUUUCCUCCACUGACUGCAUUUGUUCAGCUGAUUAGAUACAUACAGUAAAGAUAAUAUGAGAAAUGUUGAAGAUUUUCCCCUGAAAUAACGUACAACUGUUAAACUGUAAAAACUGUAUAAUAUCUGAAACAGUCCUUCUGUUUAUUGUGUAUAUUUUCUGAUUUGUAACUUUGUUUUGGUGUUUAAAGCAGGUUGUGGACUGAAAAACAGAAUAAAAGUGAUUUGAAACAA
This is a messenger RNA of Colossoma macropomum (tambaqui), 3357 nucleotides long. Its product is annotated as heat shock factor protein. Lineage: Eukaryota; Metazoa; Chordata; Actinopteri; Characiformes; Serrasalmidae. Gene Ontology annotation, biological process: regulation of DNA-templated transcription. Gene Ontology annotation, molecular function: sequence-specific DNA binding; DNA-binding transcription factor activity. The coding region runs from base 209 to 1540 and encodes 443 amino acids. The transcript has 12 exons. The record is from RefSeq and is a predicted model, not a curated record.